Messenger RNA from Anoplophora glabripennis (Asian longhorned beetle), 2727 nucleotides. It is a transcript of the gene dsh, whose product is annotated as segment polarity protein dishevelled homolog DVL-3. The transcript is spliced from 11 exons. Bases 129 to 1976 code for a protein of 615 amino acids. NCBI's taxonomy places the organism in Eukaryota, Metazoa, Arthropoda, Insecta, Coleoptera, Cerambycidae. The record is from RefSeq and is a predicted model, not a curated record. Gene Ontology annotation, biological process: canonical Wnt signaling pathway; intracellular signal transduction. Gene Ontology annotation, molecular function: frizzled binding. Gene Ontology annotation, cellular component: cytosol.
AAAUGUGUGCAUUCAACUUUUGGAGAAAUUGGGUGGGGAUAAGUGAUUUUAAUUAUGUCCGCCAUGUUGUGUUAAAGUGUUUUCGUGCUGUCAAAUAAAAGAAUUUUUGUAUAAAUUAGUGAUUAAAAAUGGAAGAAACUAAAGUUAUUUAUCACAUAGACGAUGAAGAAACUCCAUAUUUAGUAAAAAUACCAAUAUCACCGGAUAAAGUCACAUUAGCCGAUUUUAAGAAUGUCUUGAACAGACCCAACUACAAGUUUUUCUUUAAAUCGAUGGAUGAUGACUUUGGUGUUGUCAAAGAAGAAAUUAUAGAAGAUUCAGCACAUCUGCCUUGUUUCAACGGAAGGGUGGUUAGUUGGCUUGUUUCGGCAGACGGUUCAAAUCAAUCGGACGGUGGUUCACAAUGCACAGACAGCGUUACACACCCUUCGGAGACCCGCCUGCCUCCGCCAGCCCCCGAAUCCGUUUGCACAGACACAGAAAGUAUUAUCAGUUCGAGACAGGGUAGGCGGCAUCACAAAUACUCAUCUAGAAUCAACGGACAUCUUCCAAGAGUAUAUGAGACUGCAUCUAUAGUAAGUUCAGACCUGGAAACGACCAGUUUUCAGUCUGAGACGACAGGUCGACACACGGCCUUGUCGGAAUGUUCUAGCGUAAGUAGGCUGCAUGUGGCGGGCAGGAAACGGCCCCAAAGGCGAAGAAAACAAAGGUUGCAGGCGAUGUCGAGGACCAGUUCAUAUUCUAGUAUAACGGAUUCUACGAUGUCUCUAAAUAUUAUAACGGUAACUUUGAAUAUGGACACAGUGAAUUUCCUCGGGAUAUCCAUUGUGGGGCAGAGUAACAAAGGGGGAGAUGGGGGUAUUUACGUGGGAUCAAUUAUGAAAGGUGGGGCGGUGGCUUUGGAUGGCAGGAUAGAACCGGGUGAUAUGAUAUUACAGGUUAACGAUGUUAAUUUCGAAAAUAUGUCCAACGAUGAGGCUGUUAAGGUGUUAAGGGAAGUUGUACAGAAACCGGGACCCAUAAAACUAGUAGUUGCCAAAUGCUGGGAUCCGAACCCCAAAGGCUAUUUCACCAUACCCAGAACUGAACCAGUGAGGCCCAUAGACCCAGGCGCCUGGGUGGCUCAUACCGCUGCGGUGAGGGGCGACCCAGUGGCGCGACCGCCGAGCAGCUCCACCGUCUCCAGCUCGUCCAUAGCGAGUACGAUCCCCGCUAACGAACGUGAGUGUCUGCUAGGUCCUGACCUAGAAGAACCGCUGUCCAUAAACUCGCCCAUGUCACAAGUUGUACAGGCCAUGCAGCGGCCCGACAGCGGCCUGGAGAUCCGGGACAGGAUGUGGCUGAAAAUUACGAUACCGAACGCUUUCAUCGGGACCGAUAUGAUCGACUGGCUCCUGACCCACGUGGAGGGGUUCCAGGAGAGACGGGAUGCCAGAAAGUACGCGUCGCACCUCCUCAAGGCAGGUUUCAUAAGGCACACCGUUAAUAAAAUUACGUUUUCGGAACAGUGCUAUUAUAUCUUUGGCGAUCUGUGUUCGGCGAUGACCAAUCUGAAGAUACAGGGCGAUACGGAUAGUGUGGGGCCUUUGCCGAACGUUCCCAACUACAUGCCAUACAGCGGCACGUACAAUCCGCUGGAGUACAUGCCGAUGCCAUUCUACAGUGAGAACACAGUAUACGGUUACAAUAAGGAGGAGUCUGUUCUGAGCGGCAGCGGAGGCUCCUCCAACGGAUCGGAUCAGAUGAAGGACGCGGCAGCUGGCCACAGCAGCGCGUCCGACAGCGACCUGACGUCCCUGGGACCACGUUCAGCUCUACCCGUGGCCAGCGGGAACGGCAACGGCAGCUCCAACGGAUCGGACCAGAGCAGCGGGACGCAAGUGGCGGCUGCUCAGUCCAAAGAUAUUGCCGGUAGUAGACAAUCAUUUAAGAUAGCUAUGGGGAAUCCGUGUGAAAUGUUUGUCGAUGUCAUGUAGUCAGUCGUUUCCUAUAGAUUUUUUUUUUAAUUUUAUUAGAACACAAGCGAAAGUAGAAAUGCGCAAAAACACAGGUUUUAAGUAAAUAAAAAAUACAAAAUGACUAUUAUUUUUAAGGUAAUUGUUAAUUUUUUAAUUAUUUAUUGAUUUAUUUUUAUUUAUUUAUUGAUAAUAGCCUUGUUUGUAUAUUUGUAGACAACCAGUCAAACUUAGGAAUCAACGACUCUCCUUAAUAAUCUAUUGUGAUGAAAAUUUUUUAGGUGUUGUCACCGAGUAUUCUCAUCCUUAACAUUUGACUGGUUAUCUAGCCGUAAAUAUGUAAACAAGUAAAAUAGUUUCAGUAGGAUCACCAAAUAUUUUAAUACAUUUUGCUUUUUGAAGGUCCAAAUUUGAAACUUUUAUCACGUAAACUAAAGUCAGCAACUAAUUUGAAAACCUUUUUCUAUACAAAUGAAAGAAUGUUUAUAAUUUUGUGCCAUAAAGACAGAAUUUUAUUAUAAAAAUAGCAAUUUACAAACAAACGUAUUAACCUGUUUUUUGAUAUUUCUACUUAUUUAUUGCAUUUACACUACUGACAAUUUUCUACUAGAAUCUUUUCUCUACCUUUAAUAUCAUUUUUUUUAAACACUAGUUACGACCGGCACAAACUUAAUCGUGGCUUCUUAUACACAUAACUACCAAUAAAUAGUUAUUUUUUUUGUGUAUAUUGAAAAAUAUUUUAUAUAUUUACUAAAGAAUAUUUAAAUUUGUA